AUGCACAAGCUGGCCAAUGGUACCACCAAAGAGCGUGCCGAACUUCUUCGCCGUUGGGUGUCAAGUGGCGAAAACCUCCAACAGUGCGAGCAUUCCAUCAACGUUUCCCGCAGCACGGGGGUGGCCGGGCGCAGGAAGGUGGCGCUCGUGGCUGUUAAAGACAGGGAUGCGCCGGGGAUCGCCGAAGAGACUCGGUAUUGGGUUACCAUCGAGGAAUCCCACACCGACUAUGUCGACACGAGGCACACUGAGUCCCUGAGCAUCAAUUCCCGGCCUACGGCCAACGCUGUGGAUGCCAUCAUGGGUGGGGGGCAUGAUCCUACAAUGCUUGCACGGCCACGCGCUUCGACCCCGAGUGUUCUUAGUGGUGACGUUCUUCGCGCAUAUGACACUUACCAGAGUGAAGUGUCACAGGCUGCGGGAGUCAGUGCCUGGGAUUCUCUACGUUGUACGGUCGACCCUAAACCCUAA
Molecule: messenger RNA, 471 nt
Organism: Symbiodinium natans
Lineage: Eukaryota; Dinophyceae; Suessiales; Symbiodiniaceae
Source: the annotation of a GenBank genome assembly